AUGCGAACCCUUUGCAAAUGGGAGUUACAACAUGAUCAUUGCGUUUAUGAUUUGUGCUUUAAUCCCGAGGGAACGCAACUUAUUGCUGCCAUAGGACUUAAGGUAUAUGCUUACGAUGUUGUAGAAGGUGUAUUACUUCAAGCUUUGAGAGGACAUAAAGAUAACGUUUAUUGCGUUUGUUAUGCAAAAGAUGGGAAGAAAUUUGCUUCUGGUAGUGCAGAUAAAACAGUUAUUAUUUGGACUUCAAAACUUGAAGGCAUUUUAAAAUAUACUCAUAACGAUGCCAUUCAGUGUUUGGCAUACAAUCCAGUAACUUUAGUUUUAGCCAGUUGUGCCGUUUCUGAUUUUGGAUUUUGGGCAGGAGAUCAAAAAUCUGUUCAAAAACAUAAAUCUCAUGCUAGAAUAACUUCUUGUUCUUGGACAAAAGAUGGUCUUUAUUUGGCUUUGGGUUUGGCAAAUGGUAGUGUCUCCAUUCGAAAUAAGUCAGGAGAAGAAAAAGGAAGAAUUGACAGGCCUGGAGGUCUUCAAACGCCUAUUUGGUCUCUUUCGUGGAGUCCAGUAAGAGAAGAUGGACAUGAUGUUUUAUGUGUAGCAGAUUGGGGCCAAUAUUUGUCGUUUUAUACAUUAGGUGGCAAACUAAUAGAAAAAGAAUUCAUCCUUGGAUUUGAUCCUUUGAGAGUCAGUUAUUUAAACUCUGGAGACUAUGUAUUAGUGGCUGGAACGGGAAAAACAUGUAACCUUCACACCAAAGAAGGUGUUAAAUUAGGAACCAUAGGUCCAAUUCGAAAAUCAUGGAUAUGGUGUUGUGCAGCAAAUCCUGAUAAUGAUUUUGUGGCUCUUGGAACUCAAGAUGGUUCUCUUGCAUACUAUCAAUUAAGUUUCAAUGUCGUUCACGGGCUCUACAAAGAACGUUAUGCAUAUAGAGAAAGCAUGACGGACGUAAUAAUUCAACAUCUCAUAACAGAUCAAAAAGUUCGAAUUAAAUGUCGAGAUUUAAUUAAAAAAGUUGCCAUAUACAAAGAUCGAUUAGCCGUACAAUUACCUGAAAGGAUCGUUAUUUAUGAACUUGCUUCAACGGAUUCAACAGGAAUGCAUUAUAAAGUUCGAGAAAAAGUCAAUUUAAAACUUCAAUGUAAUCUUUUAGUUGUUUGUUCCGAGCACGUGAUAUUAUGUCAGGAUAAAAGAUUACAAUGUUUAACAUUAUCUGGUGAAAACGUACGAGAGUGGAUCAUGGAUUCGACAAUAAGGUACAUAAAAGUCGUAGGUGGCCCACCUGGAUCAGAAGGAAUGUUAUUAGGAUUAAAAAAUGGCGAAGUGAAAAAAAUCUUUGUCGACAAUGCAUUUCCGAUAGAUUUAAUUAAAGUUCCUCAUCCGAUAAAAUGUCUGGAUUUAAGCAAAUCGAGAAUGAAGUUGGCAGCCGUGGAAGAUACGAAUCAGGUUCACGUUUACGAUUUGGAAACGAAAGAAUUGAUUUAUCAAGAACCGAAUGCAACGAGUGCAGCUUGGAAUUCGUAUUUCGAAGACAUCCUUUGUUUUUCUUGCAAUGAUGUUUUAAGCAUAAAAGUCAGCAAUUUUCCAAUCAAUCAUCAAAAAUUAUCGGGUGUUGCAGUUGGAUUUUCCGGUUCUAAAUUGUUUUGUUUAAACGAUUCAACCAUGACGACAAUCGAAGUCCCUCUAUCUGCUCCUCUAUUUCAAUACAUGGAAAAAAAAAUGUUUAGUGAAGCUUAUCAAGUUGCGUGUUUAGGAGUACCCGAAGAAGAUUGGGAAAAUUUAGCUAACGCAGCUUUGGAUAAUUUCGAAUUCGAAAUAGCAAAACUUGCUUUUAUAAGAGUUAAAAAUUUAAAAUAUUUAAAUCUCAUACACGAUUUUCAGGAACGACAGAAAAAAUCUGAUAAAAACAAAGAAUUAUUUUUAGCGGAUAUUUGCGCUUUCCGUGGAAAAUAUAGAGAAGCUGCUAAAUUAUAUCAAAAAGCUGGUCACGAACAAAAAGCAUUAAAUAUGUUUACUGAUUUGAGAAUGUUUGAUGUUGCACAGGAAUAUUUGGGAUCCGGAGAUAACAUAAAUCGGAAAUCAUUGCUUAGAAAAAAAGCAGAAUGGGCGAAAAACAUAAACGAACCAAGAGCAGCGGCUGAAAUGUAUUUGUCUGCUGGUGACACAAUGAACGCCAUUGAAAUCAUUGCGGAAAACGGUUGGGUCGACACGUUAUUAGACGUCGGACGAAAACUCGACAAAGCGGAUAGAGAAGGAAUCGAACUCGUGGCACGUCACUUGCAACGAUUGGGAGCAUUGAAUUUUUCAACGGAAAUGUAUAGGAAAUUGGGAGAGGAAAAAAGUGUCGUGUUGCUUCACGUCGAAGCCAAAGAUUGGAAGGAAGCGUUUGCUCUAGCCGAACGUCAUCCCGAAUUCAAGGAUUUAGUGUACGCGCCCUACGCACGAUGGUUGGCCGAAAACGAUAGAUUUGUCGAAGCUCAAAAAGCUUUUCAUCAAGCUGGAAAAUUGGACGAAGCUUUCGACGUGUUGCAAAAAUUAACGGAUAAUGCUGUGAACGAAGGACGAUUUCAAGAUGCCGGGUAUUAUUAUUGGGUUCUGGCGCAACAAUAUUUGGAAUCGGCCAACGACAAAGAAGGAGAAGAUCGAGACAUUUUGAUUGAUAAUUAUUUCAAAAGCGAAAGAUUGGCUUCGAUAUAUUACACGUACGACAACAUUCAAAAAUAUAUUGAUGAACCUUUUACUCCGUACAUGCCGGAAGCACUUUUUAACAUAGCCAUGUAUUUAACGCACGAGAUAAAAGAAAAAAGGCCGCCGGGAGUUUCGCAAUUCGCCAUUUUGUAUGCUCUCUCGAAACAGGCUUGCAGUUUGGGAGCGUUCAAGUUAGCAAGACAAGUUUUGGACAAAAUUCAAACAUUAAAAGUUCCUCUGAGGUUUCAAGAAUACAUAGACGUGUCUACAAUUCUCGUAAGAGCGAAACCCUAUCACGACAACGACGAAAUGCUACCCAUGUGCUACAGAUGUUCUUCGUACAAUCCCCUUUCUUGCACGACGGGUUCAAAUUCUUGCACGAAUUGUCGUCAACCUUUCGUUUAUUCAUUUUUUUCUUUCGAAAUUCUUCCGCUCGUGGAAUUCGUUUUGGAAGAUGGGAUAACCGAUGAAGAAGCCGUGAAACUCAUCGAAACGCCUCCGUCUUACGGGAGCGAAAGUAAAGACAAUAAAGAAAACGGUUGGAUACAAACGGAAGGGGAAAGUUAUCAAAUGUUACACUUUGAAGAAAAUUCAUCGACGGUCGAUCCGUUCACGGCAAAACUCGUCAAUUUCGACAUAGAAAAAGAUGGUUUCACUCCGGUCACGGUCAAUCGGUCGACAUUGAAAUCUUUAGAUCCGAACGAAGUUUUGAUAAGUCAACGUCCGAAACCACUAAGGUAUCGAUACUACAGGAACAUAAUACCUGAUUUACCGAUCGUCAUUUGUCACUCGUGUCAUAAGGCUUUUCACAUGGACGACUACGAACUUCAAGUCUUACAAAAAGGUCACUGUCCAUUUUGCAGAACUCCAAGUUUGGAUUCUCCUAUGAAAGAUGUAAACGAAGAUGAAAUGAUAAGAACGUACUCGUUGUGA
Pediculus humanus corporis (human body louse) is the source of this 3612-nucleotide messenger RNA. RefSeq lists its product as uncharacterized. NCBI's taxonomy places the organism in Eukaryota, Metazoa, Arthropoda, Insecta, Psocodea, Pediculidae. Gene Ontology annotation, cellular component: intraciliary transport particle A; non-motile cilium. Gene Ontology annotation, molecular function: protein binding. The record is from RefSeq and is a predicted model, not a curated record. Gene Ontology annotation, biological process: protein localization to cilium; intraciliary retrograde transport; non-motile cilium assembly. The coding region runs from base 1 to 3612 and encodes 1203 amino acids. The transcript is spliced from 21 exons.